AUGUGCUACUUUUAUCAAACUCGUUGGUCCUGCGGAUAUUGGAGAUGGGGUCAGUUCAAACAGCAGUGCAACAAGGAAUACCGGACAGGCGAGACGUGCGGGCUGAAGUUGGUCUUCGACACGAUCCAGGACCCUGACAGGUGCAAGCUGUGCUACGACAUGGACAAGAAGCAUCGCCGGCUCGACAAGAUGCGCAGGGACAUUGAACGGUGGUACCGCGAGGGGAACCGAAAAGCGACUAUCGAACGGACGUCCAUCGAGAUGCGGGAGGUCGAGCGCCAGAUCAACGAGAUGGAGACAUCGCAUUGGAACAGGGUGAAUACACUAUGA
Molecule: messenger RNA, 330 nt
Organism: Colletotrichum truncatum
Lineage: Eukaryota; Fungi; Ascomycota; Sordariomycetes; Glomerellales; Glomerellaceae
Source: RefSeq, a predicted model, not a curated record